Messenger RNA from Ruditapes philippinarum (Manila clam), 917 nucleotides. RefSeq lists its product as uncharacterized. The transcript has 3 exons. NCBI's taxonomy places the organism in Eukaryota, Metazoa, Mollusca, Bivalvia, Venerida, Veneridae. The coding region runs from base 303 to 725 and encodes 140 amino acids. The record is from RefSeq and is a predicted model, not a curated record.
UGUAGUUUGUGUUUUAAGACUGUGAUCAGAGAUCGCAAAUUUCUCUCAAAUAUCUCUUACAUGGGAUUAAAUGUUCUAAAAAGAGAGCGCAAUGAAUGAACAGUUCAAAUACUGGUACAGUAUCUUGAUAACUAUACGACUUGUCAUUUGAAAGGAAUACUGUUGUACUGGUAGCAACGGUCAUUGUAGCAUACAACUUGUUAACGCAAACGUUUCAAUUUAUUUUCGGGGAUUUGAAAUAGAAAACGUUAUCAUUAGUACAAAUAUGUGACAUUUAGUUCAGCAUAUCGGAAUUACAAAUUAUGAAAAGGGGAUUAAAUAAAAUGUUGUUAAUGACUGCAAUGUUCGAAACAAUUGUUUCAGUUCAUGCCUUAAAGUGCUGGAAGUGUAUUGCACAUGACUGUAAUGCUGACCUUGAAGACAAUUACAAAGCAGCAAAGGUCAAAUGUCAGGAAGGUCAAAUGUGUAUGAAAGUUCGGUACAGAAUGUUUGACAAUGUGACACACUAUGAUUCUGUUAUACGGACUUGUACAGACACUAAUUGUGACACAUCCUCCAUAGAUGAUUUCUUCUCGUGUAUAGCCAACCCUGCAAAAUACAUGAUCGGAGGUUGCACAUUGCGUUCGUGUUGUGACGACAAAGAUCUAUGUAAUAUAAGUGUUAAAACAGUGACGUCAGGAUUUCAUAUACUUCUUUUCACUAUGUGCAUGGCGCAUUUGAUAUAAAACAUUAUGUUAAAAGAAGUGUUUUAUGUCAAACAGAAUUAAUUUUGUACAUAAAAACAAAGCAUUCACAUUUGUCUUUCAAAUUGACAGCUACAGUUAAAUAAAUGUUAUCAAUUGGAAAUAAUAUUAAAGAGAAUCUGCGAAAUACAAUUACAGAAUCUUAUCUUUCAUAAAAUAAUUCUUCCCUUGAUU